Molecule: messenger RNA, 2118 nt
Organism: Odobenus rosmarus divergens (Pacific walrus)
Lineage: Eukaryota; Metazoa; Chordata; Mammalia; Carnivora; Odobenidae
Gene: CFAP210
Product: coiled-coil domain containing 173
Exons: 9
Coding region: 70-1713 (547 amino acids)
Source: RefSeq, a predicted model, not a curated record
GGAGUCCUACUCGCCAAGCGUCCGAGUCGCCUUUCCAAGUCACAGAGUGCCAAGGGCACCCCGUCAGAGAUGCUGGUGCGGUUUGGAAGGCGCUGUGGACGGGCGAAGGAAGGCACAGAAAUAAAGAACUCUGAAGAAGAUCAAGCUCUCUAUCCACCUCUUCUACCUAGCAAGGUAGAUCUCCGGCAGGUUACCAUAAUUCCACACAAUGAGUGGAAAAGGAUUCAAGAUAGCCUUGACAGUUUGACAAGAGAAGCAGCAUGUCUUCGUGCAGAAAGAAAGGCAAAGAAAGAAAUGCAUUUCCGGUCCCAAGAAAUGGUAAAGCACUGGACUAAUACAUAUGCAGGGAUGAAAGAACAGAAACUUAAAGCCAAAAAGAAGCGUGAUGAAGAAAUAGAGGCAGAAAGACAAAUUCUUGAUAUAGAGGAAGAAAUAUACAAACAAGGAGAAAGAAAAAAGGCUAUUGAAUUUGCAAAGCAAUAUCAAUUUUACCAGACAGAAAGAGUGAAACACUUUCAUUCAGGACUUCUUCUUAGUAGAGUUAUGAAAGAACGUGAUGCACAGAUUGAAUCCCAAAAGAAAAAAAUAAAAUCAGAUAAAAAAUGGGAAGAACAAUUGAAACUCAGCAUUGAAAAAGCUUUUAAAGAAGAACAAGAAAAAGCAGAAAAACGACGCAGAGAUAGAAUCGCUCUUGCCAAUGAUCAUUUAAAACAAAUCAAGGAACAUAAAGAGGAAGAAGAAAGAAGGAGAAAACAUGAAGAAAAGGAUGCUAAGGAAAUAAAGCGACAAAAUGCAUUAUAUGAAAUAGAAAUGAGGAAAAAACUAGAAAAGAAAAAAGAAGAGAUAAAUGAAAGCAGAAGACUGUUUUUUGAACAUAUGAAUGACAAAAAUAUCAUCAAAGCUGUAGAACAGCAGCAGCAAGAGGAGGAAGAUGAAAAGAUUAGAAAAUUCAUCAAAGCAAAAAAGCGUCUUACACAAAUAAGGAAAGAAAAAGAAGCUGAAACACACAGGCUAAUGGAAGAAAGGAGAGAAAGAAUAAAUAACUUGCUGAGUGAACUGAUAAAAGAGAAACUUGACAAUGAAGAUUUGAUUAUUGCUAGAGAUACUGCAGAAGCUGAGGCUGAAUGGGAAAAAAGAGAAAAAGAAAAAUAUGAAAAAAACAAAGCAGAAUUAAAAGCGAUUGCAGAAUAUAGAGCUGUUGUGAUGAAAAAUAAAGAGGAAGAAGAAAGACGGAGGAAACUAGAGGAUAAAGAACAAUUGCUGGCUAUCCUGAAAGCAGAUCGGAUUUUCCAGGAGCAUGAGAAGGAGAAAAAACGCAAAGCUGAUAAAGAACGACAAGAAGUUCGAGAUGCCCAUAUUCAGCAAAUGGCCAAAAAUAAAUUUAACACAAAGCAAGAAAAGCAAGCAGAAUUAGAGUACUGCAGACUUACUGAAGCUCUUGUGGCUGAAAAGGAGAAGGAAUUUCAAGAUUAUGCCAGAGAAGUAAUUGAACUUGAGUCUGAAUCAACAAAUAAAUAUAUUUAUCCUCUUGUAAAAGCUGUACAGGAAGGACAUGGAGGUGGCUGUGGACCAGUUUUUGUGAACAGAGGUGGAUUAAGACCCAGUUAUCAGGCAAAUGAUGGCACCGGAGUCCAGCUCCCUUUCUAUAACUCUCGGGGAUCAAAAUAUAGUAAUUUUCAAAAGUCUAAGGGAAAGCUAGGUUUUACAUGGUAGAAAAAAGUUUAAGAUUGAGAAGACUAAGUUGUAGCUAAUAUUAUGAGCUACAAAUAAGUGAAUUUUAUGCUUAUAAUUUGUUAAUAAAGCUGCUUUUCAUCUAAGUGCAAUUACAUCUGUUCUAAUAGAUUCUUCACUACCAUAGUUUAAUCCCUUUGAUAAUACAUACACAACAUAGUGUAAUUUUAGUCUUUAAAAAUACGUACUUAAUGCUACAAGUAUAGCUAUAAUAUUGUACAACCAUUAACAUAUCUGGUUCCAGAAUGUUUCAUUGCUCCAAAGGGAAACCCUGUACCUAAGCAGUCACCUCCCACUUCCCCUCCCUUUCCACAGCCUCUGGCAACUUUGUCUCUAUGGAUUUGCCUAUUUUGGGUAUUUCACAUAAUUAUAUGGAAUCAUACUGUG